This is a messenger RNA of Theobroma umbraticum, 802 nucleotides long. RefSeq lists its product as uncharacterized. The record is from RefSeq and is a predicted model, not a curated record. NCBI's taxonomy places the organism in Eukaryota, Viridiplantae, Streptophyta, Magnoliopsida, Malvales, Malvaceae.
AGUGAGUAUAGAUAUUUUGAGUUAAAAAAUUCUCACACACAAAAAAAAAAAAAAACAGAAAAUUAAAUGUAUAGUUAUUGAUUGUCUCGAACCAAAACCAAAUCAAAUCAAAUCAAAUCAAAAUCAAAUCACUAUCAUCGCAUACUCCUCAUGUUUAAAAAUCAGUCUCCUUACAUCAAAUCCCCUCUCAUUUCAACCCCUCACUACAAAAUCACCGUCGCCACCACCAACCCUCCGCCGCUCCUCAAAUCCGCUUCCCGGAAUGAAGCUCUUCUUCCCAACCCCAAUCCCACGGCCACCUCCCGUUCACCCACGUUCGCUCCUGCUCAUCUCAUGCUAACUAUCGGGUCGUGGCUACGCACGCGCCGCAGCCGCUGUUUUCUGCUCUUGCUCUGCUCCCCUCUUCUCCUCCCUUUCCUCUGCGCAACUUUCCCUCUCCUUUGCAUAGCCGAAGUCUGCUUCCGGAUUUGUCGACGAAGAAGGAGCGGAAAGGCGGCACAGGAAGAAGAGGAGGAGGAGGAGCGGCGGCUGCGGCGAUGUGAAGAGGGUUGUUGUUGCGGUGGAGAAGAGAGGGAAGUUGGGCUGCUACGGAGGUACUUGGAAGAUCAGCUGGCGCUCGUUGGAUCUGUUUACGAAUGUGGUGAUUACUUUGAUGAUCAUGAUGGGGAUCGUGAUCCCGAUGAUCUUAAUUGUAAAGUUCCUCUUCUGAGCUGAUUGCUUCUUCUUUUAAUUUUUUUUCCCUAAAUUUUGUGUAAAUUAAACUAUUAAUGGUAAUUUGACAUUUUCACCUUUUUCUUUACUA